AUGGAGGAGCGGAGCGGAUGUGAGUUUAAAGGUGCUGAUGUAAGGGGAUGCUCGUUACCACGGCAACGGGAUGCAGACACGGGAGGCCUGGCGCUGCAGAUGGGGGAGUACUGCUCUCCAGCGAGUCUGCGCGGUCCUUUUCGAGGGGAGGACAGCAGCAUCUCUGUCAUGGCGCCCGUGUACCAGGUGAAGUCCAACCUGAAGAGCAUGGAGCAGGAGCUCCAGUGCCCGGUGUGUAAAGGCAUGGUCAAGCAGCCGGUGGUGCUGCCCUGCCUGCACAGCGUGUGCCUGCUGUGCGCCUCCGAGGUGCUGGUUCAGAGCGGGUACCCCCCGCCCGACCUGCCCCCCGAGCCCAACUCGCCCGCCUCCAACACCACCCAGCGCCAGGCAGCGACCACUGCCCAAAGCGGGCCAAGCCCCUUGCCCAAAGCAGGCCGCGUGGACCGCCAGCUCAGGCAAGGGUUUGGCACGUACCCUGGGCGCAGACGUAAAGAGGGCCCCUCUGCGGCCAUGCUGUUCCCCUGCGUGCCCUGUGGGAGGGACGUGGAGUUGGGGGAGAGGGGGCUGGCCGACUGCAUGAGGAACCUCACUCUGGAACGCAUCGUGGAGAGGUACAGACACACGGUGAGUCUGGGCAGUACUGCUGUCUUGUGUCAGUUCUGUAAGCCUCCUCAGCCUCUGGAGGCCACCAAGGGCUGUGCCGACUGCAGGGCCAACUUCUGCAAUGAGUGCUUCAAGCUGUACCACCCCUGGGGCACGCCCCGUGCCCAGCACGAGCAUGUGCUGCCCACCCUCAACUUCAGACCCAAGGUGUUGUCAUGUAUUGAGCAUGACCAGGAGCGGCUGCAGUUCUACUGUAAGUCCUGCCAGAGGCUACUCUGCUCUCUGUGCAAGCUGCGCCGCGUCCACGCCGGACACAAGAUCAUCCCCAUCACGCAGGCCUACCAGACCCUGAAGGACAAGAUCACCAAGGAGCUGAACUAUGUGCUGUCUAAUCAGGACACGGUGUUGUCACAGAUCACCCAGCUGGAGAAUGUCAUCACUCAGACAGAGGUGAACAGUGUGUCUGCGAGGGAGCAGCUGGCCCAGUGUGUGCGCGACCUGACCGCCCUCAUCGCCGAGCGACAGGCGGGACUGGCCCAGACGCUGGAGGCCUCUCGGCAGAGGCGGGGCGAGGCGUUGGCCAAUCAGGUGGCAGAGAGGCGGAGCCUGCUGGAGCACGCGGGCCUGCUGGCGUUCGCCCAGGAGCUGCUCAAGGAGACCGACCCGUCCUGCUUUGUCCACGCCGCCCGCCACACACACAACAGGCUGGCCCAGUCUAUUGAGUCCCUGCAGUGCUUUUCUCUGGCUGCUGAUCCGUCCUUCCGCCACUUCCAGCUGGACGUGUCGCGCGAGCUCAAGCUGCUCUCCGAGCUGGGCUUCAUCCAGGCCCCUCUGGCACCUGUGAUCGACACCCAGCGCACCCUAGCCUACGAUCAGCUUUUCCUCUGCUGGCGGCUGCCACAGGACUCCUGUCCUGCCUGGCACUUCUCCGUGGAGUACCGGCGCCGGGGCGUGGUACCCGGGGGAGGGGUCAGAGGCGGUGUCCGCGGCGGAUUGGCUGCCGCUCGCUGGGGCUGGCAGCGAUUGGAGGAGGUGAAUGGCAACAGUGCGGUGAUUGACAGGCUGGAGAUGGACAGCGUGUAUGUGCUGAGGGUGAGGGGCUGCAACAAGGCCGGCUAUGGGGAGUACAGCGAGGAGGUGUAUCUGCACACUCCACCAGCUCCAGUCUUGAACUUCUACUUGGACUCUCGCUGGGGUCUCCACGCCGACCGCCUGGUGGUGAGCAAGGAGCAGCGCUGUGCGCGGAGCAUUCCGGGCCUCUCGCUGCUGCAGGCGGCCGACCGUGCCCUCACUUCCUGUCACCUGACCGCCGACCUGCUGGUGGGGGACGUGGCCAUCACGCAGGGACGACACUACUGGGCAUGCUCAGUGGAGCCUGGCUCCUACCUGGUGAAGGUUGGAGUGGGAUUGGAGUCGAAACUGCAGGAAUGGUUCCACCUACCCCAGGAGAUGGCUAGUCCACGCUAUGACCCAGACAGCGGGCACGACAGCGGAGGAGAGGACGCGCUGGACUCCCCUCCUCCCUUCACCUUCCUCACCAUGGGCAUGGGCAAGAUCUAUCUGCCGCCAAACACCAGCGCCCACCAUGGUUGCCAGAGCAACGGCCGCGACUCCGGCCUCUCUAGUAGCAACGGCCCGUCUUCGCCCACCGGCGCCACCUACCCGCUCCCGCCUCGGCUCGGCGUGUGUCUGGACUUCGAGAAGGGACGGGUCACCUUCUACGACGCCCAUUCGCUCCGCCCGCUGUGGGAGGGGCCUGUGGACUGUUCCGCCCCCGUGUGCCCGGCCUUCUGCUUCAUUGGGGGAGGAGCUCUGCAGCUUCAGGAGCUGGUAGCCAAUCGCAACGCGGAUCAGACCCCCGUGAGAAGGGUCACCAUCCAAUCCCGCGUCACCAAGAUAAAUAAGUGAAUUUGUUUUGCGAAACUUGCUGUACUUAUCUACCUAAUUCUUCGUUACGACAGGAGAAACUUCCUAGCCUUAGUGCUUUUGUUUUUAUAGUUCCUUUAUAGGUUUUUAUUUCUAUUCUAACAAAUAUGCAUAAUGUAACUAACUUUCUUACUCUGUUGUUGUUUCUAUUAAGUUAGCGUGGUCGCUAGUACUAAUCCGCUUUGAAGCCGUUUCGCUGAAAAAAAAAAAACAAGACACCUAUGUAUAUUUAGAGUGUCACUGACCCUAGUGUGUCUAAUAGAACAGCUAUACGUGUCUGUAGAUAUAUGCAAGAUCAUUGAUUUCUGCAAUUAAUCACCGUUCCUUUCCUCAUUGUUCUGGUUGUGGUCAGACCCUAGCUCGCGCUUGAUCUCCGUACCCGCUGUCCCACUCUAUCAGUGUCUAUUCGUCUGUUUGUCCUGGUCUGUUAUUACUGCCUUUCGGAAACAGGAUGCAACAACUCCUGACUGUUACCCUCAAGUCGUUGCCAUGCAACCCCCCCACAUCCCCUCCACACACACACACACACACACACACACAUGCGCGCGCAUCGUCCCUUCCAUCCCCCAGCCCCCCAUUGUCAUGACAACCAAAGAUGUUAGGCGAAGGGCCUGCCCAGAGAUCUGGCAUGCAGAUGUCAGUGGAAGUGGGUAUUCCAAGUCAGCGGGGAGCUCGCAAACACAGUGGGUAUUUAGUGACAGAGUCUUUGAUAGAGUUUGGCAGGGCAUGGGGUGGGUUGGGUUGGAUGGCGUGGUGAUGGGGAUGGUGGGGGCUUUGGAGCGCAGUGGGCCAUGGUAUGGGCUCUCUGCACAGUCACCUCCCCUCCUCCACCACCCCCAUGAGAAACACAAUGCCAGCGUAGAGCUUUUCAGAGCUUUUCUGGGCCCUGAGAGCUGUUUAAACCAGUUAUGCUCUGAUUCAAGUGUAAAUCGUAAGCAUUAAGAAAUGCUCAUAAAGUCCUUAUUAAGACGUGUACAGUCCCUGUGAAACUUCACAUAGUAAUCAUUGAAAAGGGAUGGCUUGGCUUAUGUAGAUGUCAGUUAGAUUAUGUUUUAGAGGUUGUCCUUUUGGACAACUCUUUUGUGAAGUAGUGCUGAACUAGUCCUUAUAAGGGUUUCUCGUCCUAACCAAGGCUUUGGCAAUGUUGCUGGAGAAAGCUGAGUUUGGCUUACGUGGAUGCCUUCUAGAUUACGUCUUAGAAAUCCUCCCAGGGUGAUUCUCUUAGCGGAUGAGUUCUGAUGCGGUUUGUAUAAAGACUAGUGAAGCGUUUAAAGAGGAGGAGACGUAGGGGUUAUUUAUUGACGUGUGCGUGUGAGACCCUUAAGAGACUAUCCGCAUUUCACGACCACUCCGAGUCUCUCUCUCUCUCUCUCUCUCCGUGGGGUCUGGUAUCAGGCUGGUAGGAGAUCAGAUAACAAGAUUGAGUGAGAGGCAUCUGUCCUUCAUUAGGCUGGCUUGGCCUGGCCAGAGGGGGUUCGCUAAGCUAACCCCCUCUAAUGUAUUUAGACAGCAUUAUCAAAGCUAACUAAACCAACAGAUCCCGUUUUUUUUUUUUUGGGGGCAGCGAAAUCAGAUGCGUGCUACCUACCUACAUGCUUCAGCUAGCUAACGAGACUUUAUUAGUCUGUGCUAAUCCGAUCCACCUGCUCUGUCCUUGAGAGCAUCCAUUUGAUCCUUCUCCUCUGUUUUUGGCCUUUUAGCGUCUGCCUGCCCGAGAAAGAGGAGAGUAGGUUUGUAGACCUGUCCUCAAGAGCGUCCAUUUGAUCCUUCUUCUAGCGUCUGUCUGCCCGAGAAAGAGGGGAAAAUGUCUGUAGAUAUGAUGACUGCAAACACAGCCUUAAGGCCAUGCAAAUGUGCUCUGAUUUGGAUGCAGAAAAGGGAUGGCAAUGCCAUUCAAUAAAUCUUACUCUUUUGGAUGAAUGUUUCAUUCAUGGGGGAGUGCAAGAGCGAUGAGGAGAAGAGAGUAAUGCUUUAUGAAAAUGUUAUGAGCAAUAUUGAGAAAUGUUGGCCCAAGAGGCGCAUAUAUUCUUAACCACUGAAAAUGUCUCCUUUCACUUUGGAAUGAAAUUCUUCCUAGGAGCAAAGAAAAUGCUUUUCAGAGGUCAACGUCAUGAUAUAAAGAAUUUUUGUAGUGAAAACGUUCACCUGCCAAUUCGUUUUAGUGGCGAAUGAUCUCCACUGAUCUCCGACUUUAUGUCUCUCCCAUAUUUCUCACCUCGUGAGGUUUACGGUGUUAAAGAGACUCAUCUUUGAAUUGAAGCCAUAUUCCUGUGUCACGGUCCAGGCCCUGCGUGCCGGAUGGACCUUGUUUUUUUUUAACGGUGCGUUUAACAGGUUUGUAUUAUUCUUAGCACUUCCUCCUCAGUCGCAGCUGCACCAUCACAGAGCACAUCUGCGGAGCGGAAAAGUUAUAAGUCUAUAGGGGUGUAAUGUAGGCGUAGUUCUAUAGGGACACGUGCAAGAUCUCUCUCUCACUCACACACACACACACACACAUAAACAUACACACACACACACACACACACACACACACACACACACACACCGUUACGUAUGCCAAAAGGCAAUUAUUGUAUUCACGUACACUAUAAUGUCACUGUAGCAUGUGCACAUAAUGUGUGCAUGUUUGACUGAUUGUGUGUGUAUGUGUGUGUGUGUGUGUGAGUAUGUGUGUGUGAGUGGCUAUGGAAAUAUAAUGUAUGGAAUAUGUGGAGGAAAUGAGGAACAAACCAUAAGGAUCAUGAAUGCAUCAAUUGUGGGCUUCAUUUUCUGUAGACCUAAAACAUGUAUUUGAUUAAGUGUUGGACAAUGAAAUGGAAAAUGGAAUGCAAUACGUAUAUACUAAUGUUAUGUGUGUGUGUGUGUGUGUGAUUGAGUGAGUGAGGGAAUGAGAGAGAGAGAGAGAGAGAGAGAGAGAGAGAGAGAGAAAGUGUGUGUAAGAAAAUGGCUUACCCUUUUUGCUUUCUCAAAAUUGUCUUGCUUCUCAUUGGCUGAUGUUGCUGCUAUUGCUUCUACUCUGAUGUUUUGUUUCAAGCGAGUGGCCCGGUCAGGAAGAGGGCUCCUGGUCGGACUUUGAUUUGGCAAGCUGUGCUUCCAAGGAAUGGCUCUAGACUGUAGUGUUUUCCGAGUUUCACGUGCACCACACCUGCAGGCAGAACGAACGUUUGUGAAAUUUAAACUGAAUUGAAUUGAGUUGGCUAACAUAAAGAUUAAAAAUCAAAAAUCAA
Messenger RNA from Alosa alosa (allis shad), 5756 nucleotides. RefSeq names its product tripartite motif containing 46b (gene trim46b). Bases 1 to 2511 code for a protein of 836 amino acids. Lineage: Eukaryota; Metazoa; Chordata; Actinopteri; Clupeiformes; Clupeidae. The transcript has 14 exons. The record is from RefSeq and is a predicted model, not a curated record. Gene Ontology annotation, molecular function: zinc ion binding; protein binding.